GACAACCUUGACGACCUAGCAACUAGCUUGUUACAAAUUCGAAAAUGGAUUUUAUACCUGAUGAAAUACUGUCACACAUUCUUCAACCUAAAUCGCAUCGUAAGCGCUAAACUCUAUAUACUCUUACUUAAUUACUUGUUGAAAGGGUCGAAGGACAUAUGUUCUAGCCAUUCAAUCGCUAAUAUUCCGAAGAACACGUCGGAGUUUCAAAAUUUUGUCAUUAAUACCAAAAAAACUAAGAGAUUUUUAAACACCACCAGCAAUUUGGACAAAACAGAUAAAAGCCCACCUGAACUUGUUCCAGAUAUGGCUGAUUCAUUUAGGCAAGCGAUAUAUGUGCAUUACAUUUUUGUAGUGUAAUUCUUAAUAAUAAUAAAAAUUCUCACAUAAAGUACCUAAUCUUCGAGUAAAUAUCAUAGCAUAUCAUUAGGAGGAGAAAAGAUGUGACUGAUCUGUGCACAAAACUCGAUAACAUAUUACAAGAACACCCAAUAUUUCGUAUCUCAUCAGUUAAUGAUAGCAAACAUUUUGAUGAAUUUAAGGAGGAAAGUUCAAUAUUACUAGGUGAUGUCAAGAAAGUUUUUGAAAACGCACUAUUUUCAGUACGUUCAUGGAGGCCUUUUACUGUUAAGUAGAUUUCAUGUGAACAAAAUAAUGACCGAAAUUUGCUUGUUAAUUUGCUUCAAAAGUAUGAUGGGAUUUUCGAGUAUCUGCUUAAUAUUUGCAGCAAGUAAGUAUUCGUACUAAUAAAAAUAUUCCAGCUUACGUUUGGCUGUCGUAUCAGGCAGAGAUGACCUUUGCCUGAAAAACGUGGAAGGCUUACAAAACAGAAAUAACCUACAAGCAGCACUAAGGUAGAUUGAACUUAGAGGUUAUUUUCUGGAUAGAUGUCUAACAGAGGCGAGUUCAAGCAAUACAAAACUCCUCUUAGAAGUCGGUAAUUUACAUUUGGAGGUAUGCAGGCUCUAUAUGCUAAUAUUGCAGUAUAGUUCAUCCAUGUAAUAUCUUCUGCAAAUUCAAAUGAGACUGCAAUAUCCAAUGUCCAUAAAUUGUACAAACUGCUACUUCAAAGAAUUGAAAGCAACCAAAGAAAAUAUGGUGAAGAAAACCAUGUGUGCUUUUAUUUGGCUUUAGAUGUGGUGAAAAUGGUGAGUUAAGCUUUUUUCACGUUUUCCAUCAAUCACCACAAAUGGUAACUGAAAGUGGAAAUAGAUAAUCUACAAAGUGUAAACAGAAUAUCUAAAACUACACUUAACACCUUAGAACUUUAAAGAAGGACUAUUUCCCGUAGUGUCUAAUAAACUUAUUGCACAUAGAGCUUGUAGGUAAUUAAUCAGUGGUAAUAAAUAGCCAAAAAAUUAUAAAUUGUUGAAGAGCAUUUAAAAAGUUUGUUGAAACUAAACAGGCUACCAUACAGUAUUGGACAAAGUGAUUAUUUAUAGAUUAUAUACAGCUGUAUUUGAAUUCCUCGUUAUCUAGUACAAUGACAUAGAAUUAAAAAUCAAUGAUGAAAACAAUAACAUAAUUACCUUUUUGAUGAGUUGUGCGUAGAUAAAGGAUGUCGUCGUUAUAUUCUGCAUGCAAACAUCAGUUUUUAUCCUCCAUCUCUCAAAGUACUUGUUCUACUGAGACCAAAGACAAAUUAAAACAACAAAGUGAUCAUCCAGAAUACGAGUUACAUAUUUCAGAAUUAGAGAUUCAGACUGGCGAUGGCUACUAUCUUGUAAGAACGAUAUAACUUAACAAAACAGAGUACCAGAUGGUAUGGAUGCUUUAUCAUGUACCUUCAUAUUGACAAGCCGACUUAAACAGUGGUAGUAAGAGCCCAGUUAUGAACGAAGAAUACUGUAGACUAAUAACUUUGGGAAGUUACCGCUACAUGCUGUUGAACGUAUACUGCAAAACAGAAAAACACGAGCGGGUAGAAAACAAUGAUUCUGAAAUCAAUAUUUGUUGAUCUCCGAAACUCAAAUUUAUCCUCUAAAAUCUUUUUACAAACACCUAAUCCAUCAGUGGCCGAAUAUGGGUUACACAAACUGCUAUUUGAGCCGCAAGACUGUUUCAGCAUAUUACGUAUAUAUAUAAUUAAUAACAAUUAUUUUAGAGUUGUUUAGCGCACUAAGUUAAUGCUUUUAAGCUACUUGUUACUAAAACAUUUCAAAAGGACAGUAGACCUAGCAUGUACAUUACUGGUAUUUACUGCAUGCUGUUGCCUCCAGAAUGUGCUGAAAUGUUUCGCUGGUGAAACCUUUUGAAAAUAUUAAACUUAAGUUGAUUCUUUUGGGGUCUAUGUUCACCCUUUUCUGGUAAGUAUCUGUGCCUGUCUCUCCACCGUUGAAAGAGUCGCUUGACAGCACAAAUGACACUUUAUCUGGAAGUGGGUUAGGAAAAUUAACUCAGUGGCAGAAACGGUAACUCAUGAAGAUAUUACUCAUCUAUAGAUUUUUUGUCAUCUUACUAUAUCCUCUGAGAUGUUCCUACAUGGUGGGAGAGAAAAUGGAAGGCAAGUGAGAUUCAUAGUCAUCCUCUGUAAUUUUGAAAUUUGCAAUUAAAUUCCUUCUCUGCCUACAGUAUAAUAAUAAGAAUGAAGCAGUUAAUACUUGGUUAUCCCUGCUACUUUGGACCACUAAAACUGUAAUACUAAUUUGACGCCUGCCCCAUGAAAUAUAUGAAAUCAGCAUUCAAAGAUUUCGCACAAGUUAUUAUCAUAAUGAAUCUCAUCAAACAAGGACAAACAAAACGUACAAAAUAGCUUAAUUCACUUCAUUUUAUCGUUUUGUCAACCAAACCUUGACUUCGUGGACAAGAAGAAAUUAAUUCAAGUAUGUGUUUUGCGAACUGAAAUAUUCUAAACACUGGCGUACUGUUUACUAAUUGCAGCCCCCUAUCACUUUAAAAUCACUAGCAUAGUCAGUACGGACGAUUUCAUGAGGCUUGAUGGGUAAAAUUUCGUGAUGGGAUAACAUCGAACAAUUUUCCUCCUCAUAUAACUUGAAUACUUUUCAAAGUUCACACAACCAUUGUGAAUUUUGAAUAUUCUCUAUCGGAUUAUCCAGUGAAAGUUAAUCUAGUGUAAGCUUUCAAUUGAUUUCGAUUUACUGACAAGUAAGAUACAAUAUUUAAUAGUCAUUAUUUUUAAUACUUGUUAAAUCUUUUCAGUUUUGUGAUAGAAAUAUCCUGAAUAUCAUAGGUCAACUUCAAACGUCUAAAGAUAAAUGGGUAUUUAUGUACGAUAGAUCUUUUCUCAUGACAAGAAAGUUAAUUACACAGUUGUAUGAAUUACUAACAGCGUGUACAGAAGGAGUUAUACGCUUUUCUGAACAUCUUGAAUAUUUAUUUAUGUCAUCUAAUUUUUAUCUGGAAGGACUCUUGAGAAAAAUUGAAAAAUUUGAAAUGUAUUUACAUCCAACGUUUAAAGAUGAUGUACAAAACCGGAAUCUGGACUAUGUGACACACAUCAAUGUUCACCUUACUGAUGUUCAAGAUACAACACAAAAGGUGUUAAAUAAAAUAAGUGAAUUGUGGAAUGUGAAAAAAUAUGAUCUAAUAAAUCAUAUCGGUUUGAAUUCUGGUCAUUAUGAUGUCAAUAAUUCUGGAAACGACAACGAUAACGACGACGGUGAUGAUCAUGGUGAUGAUGGUGAUGAUUUUAAUUCUGAUUACACCGAAGAGAAAAUUAUGAAGGCGACAGAAGAAAAGUGUCAGUUAAAAUAUAAUCGAACUGCCAAUGUUAAAACAUACAAGCCUAAUGUGUUCAGUUCAAUAUUAAAACUGGAAUGUGGUUCACAGAAUACAGCACAACCGAAAUUUUAUAAGCAACUUUUUCAGAAUACAAAUUUCGAAUUAAAUCUCUACGAUUUAAAGUUAUUAUUGAAAUCAGCCUCAGAUGAAUUUCAUGCAUUGUUUAUAUUUUUAAAAGAGAAUUUAAGCGGUCAACAACCUUCAGAACUAUUUCAUUGGUUGAAUUUAACAAAUGAUAUCAAUGGACUCGAAGAUAUUUAUAAUAGGUUAUCAUCAAUACUGACAAUGCAAGAACAUAAUUUAAUCAAACUAAUUAACUUAUAUGAUCUUGGCUUAUCAACUUUUAUUCAUAUGCUUGAAAAGCUAAAAAAUAACUUGAAUAAUGAGCAAGAAGUUGGACCAUUUUAUGAAAUUGAAUCUCUAAGAGAAAAAUUUAAGGAGUGGAAAAGUUUAAUGACACUAGACACUUGUGAUUUUCUUCAGCCUGAUCCUAUCGAGAGUGAAUCAUCGGAAAUGAAUGAUAAAGACGUCGACAGAAUGGAUAAUAAAUCUGACCAGACAAUAUUGACUGGAAAUUAUCAUAAUCAGUCUACAUUGAACUCAAUUAUAAAUUUACAACGAAAUGUUAAUCAAAGAUUAUGUGAAUUAAAUAUGAAUUUAGUCAAUAAUGUUAAUAAAAUAGAAAGUAAAAAAUCAAUUAUCUGUCAACAGUUAACUUCAAAAUGGAUAUCCAAUGCAAUUAUAUGGAUUUGUUUAAAUUCUAGUAAUAUUACAGUGGAAUGGAAUCAAUUAUUUGAAAAGAUAUUUCAAAAGAAAAAGGAUAAAGACAGUGGAAACGGGACACCGGAUGCAGUCAGCGAAGACACGACGACAAGUGGUAGUUGUUGUAUUGAUUACAAUGAUAUUAAUAACUGGAUAUAUUCAUGUUUCAAGGAGAAUUAUGAAAGCUUACAAAAGCAGUUGCUUGAUUUUCAGACUGAGGAUAAAUUGCAUGAAGUUAUCAAUCUGAUAACUGCUCAACUUGAUGAUAUAUCGAAUGAUUUCAAUAUAAAUACAUGUUUAUCAAAGUAUUUCAAAGACAAAGGAGAUCAUGAAGUAUGGGAACAGCAAAACAAAGAUUUAGAUCUAGCCAAACAGGAGUUUGUACAAGCAUGGCACAACUUAGCAAAUGAAAUAUUCCCCCGGGAUCUUCAGUAUACAGAGAAUAUCCAAUCAGAAUCCCCAAAGGAAAGUGUAAAGCAAGCGAAUCAAAGUCCUGAUAACAAUUUAGACUUGGAUCAAUUACGUACAAUGACUGAGAAUGAAUUAUUCUGUAUCAGUUCACUUGACUAUCUUGACAAGCUAGUUCAAGCAGCAUUAGAACGUAAAAAGAAGGCUAUAAUAAGACGUAAGAAUUUGGAAGAGUCAAUAAAAUGCAAACAAGAAACAAUCAGUAAACUUGAAAAAGAAAUGGAGGAUAUCGACGGCAAACUGGAUGAACUUCGGACAAAAUUAGGUGAAACUUUUGAAAGUAUGCAAUUAGAAGCUCAACAGGACAAAUAA
Trichobilharzia regenti is the source of this 5283-nucleotide messenger RNA. Lineage: Eukaryota; Metazoa; Platyhelminthes; Trematoda; Strigeidida; Schistosomatidae. The record is from the annotation of a GenBank genome assembly.